AUGGCGGUGCCGGUGCCGGCGGAGGCGGGGGGAGGCCGGCAGCGGGCCCUGGCCGCCGGCUCGCCCGUGGAUUACAUGAGCAUCACCAGCUUCCCCCGGCUGCCUGAGGAGGAGGCGGGCGGCGCGGCCGAGGGCGGCCUCCGCGCCCGGAAGGAGGAGGACGCGUUCCUGGGCGAGCAGGACACGGACCCAGACUCCUUCCUGAAGUCUGCGCGUCUCCAGCGCCUGCCCUCGUCCUCAUCGGAGAUGGGAAGCCAGGACGUGUCCCCUCUCCAGGAGACCAGCAAGGACCCUUUUUCUGGAGACUGCAGCUGCCGGCAGGAUGGGCUGACUGUCAUCAUCACUGCCUGCCUGACCUUCGCCACGGGGGUCACGGUGGCCCUGAUCAUGCAGAUCUAUUUUGGGGACCCUCAGAUCUUCCACCGUGGCGCCGUGGUCACGGACGCUGCCCGCUGCACGGCGCUGGGCAUAGAGGUGCUCAACAAGCAGGGCUCCUCGGUAGACGCAGCCAUCGCCUCGGCCCUCUGCGCGGGAAUUGUCAACCCCCACACGUCGGGGAUCGGCGGGGGUGGGGUGAUGCUGGUCCACGACAUCCGGAAGAACAGGAGCUGGGUGAUCGACUUCCGCGAGGUGGCUCCCCUGGGCAUCCCACUGGAGGGGGACCUGCAGAAGGACACCAAGCCAGGUCUGCUCGUGGGGGUGCCAGGCAUGAUACAAGGAAUGCACCAGGCGCACCAGUUACAUGGGAGACUCCCGUGGUCUGAGCUGCUGGGCCUCGUGGCCGGUGUCGCGCAGGAUGGGUUUAAUGUCACGCAUGAUUUGGCCAAAGCCAUAAGUGAACUGAAGGACCUGAACUACUCUGAAAAAUUUCGAGAGAUCUUCCUGCCGGACGGCCAGCCUUUGCUGCCUGGCAUGUUUGUCAGGCGCCUGGACCUCGCGGCCGUCCUGGAGCUGGUGGGGGCGGAAGGGGUGGCAGCUUUCUACAGCAGCAACUUGACCCAGGAGAUAAUCUCCGAGGUCCACAACUAUGGAGGAGUCUUGGUGGAGGAAGACUUCAGCAAUUACAGUGUCACAGUGGAGAAUCCCGUCCACACAGUCUAUCGAGGUCAUCUUGUUUUCAGUCCCCCACCUCCACAUGCAGGUCCUGCGCUGAUCACAGCACUGAACAUCCUUGAGGGCUUUAACAUCACAAGUCAAGUAUCCAGGGGGAAUAUCUUGCACUGGAUGGCAGAGACAUUAAAAAUAGCCCUGAGUCUAGCUAGCAACCUGGGAGACCCAUCUGAUGAUAUGUCCGUCACUCACGCUGCAGAAGGCAUGGUGAGUAAAUCAGAAGCUAAUUCCCUGCGCCAGCUGAUUAAUGACUCCCAGUCCUUCUCGUCUGAUCUCCGCAUGCCUCACUUCUCCAUGGAGAGCGGACCUGCUGCUAGCCAGGUCCUUGUCAUGGGACCCGAUGACUUCAUUGUUGCGGUUGUAAGUUCUUUGAAUCGUCCCUUUGGCAGUGGAAUAAUAACACCCUCUGGAGUCCUCCUGAACAGCCAGAUGUUGGACUUCUCCUGGCAAAAUAAAACAAUGAACCACUCCAUUCCCAGGCCGCAAAAUCUCAUUCAGCCUCGGAAACGGCCCCUGUCUUUCCUGUUGCCCACCAUCGUCAGACCAUCCGAGGGGAUGUGCGGGACGUACCUGUGUCUGGGAGCUAACAACGGGGACAAAGCCUUGAGCAGCAUCGUUCAGGUUUUGGUAAAUGUUUUAACAUUUAACAAGAAUCUGAGUGAAAGUUUGUCACUUGGUCGACUUCACCCACAGCUUCAGUCCAACACCUUGCAGGUUGACAGUGAGUUUCCUGAAGAAGAUAUUGAAUUUCUUGUAGCCAGAGGCCAUCAAGUGGAUAAAGUCAAAGUGGUCUCCCUAGUUCACGGGGCCAGGAGAACCAACAGUUUCAUCAUUGGCCUGAAGGACCCCAGAAGCGUGGAUGCUGCCGGAGCCACAAUAUUGUAGCACCUCCCAGAUGACUUGUUCACUGAACAAGGCUUCGACAAAUCAACCCAAGUGACGUGCAUGUUCUGAAAUGGCCCCUUCUCCAUCCCUGGGGCGGGAGCCCCGCAUACACACUGCUGAGUAGACUUUCUGCAUUCUCCACCCAGGACAACACCAGAGGGGUUAU
Molecule: messenger RNA, 2161 nt
Organism: Gavia stellata (red-throated loon)
Lineage: Eukaryota; Metazoa; Chordata; Aves; Gaviiformes; Gaviidae
Gene: GGT7
Product: gamma-glutamyltransferase 7
Exons: 15
Coding region: 1-1995 (664 amino acids)
Biological process (GO): glutathione catabolic process
Cellular component (GO): plasma membrane
Molecular function (GO): glutathione gamma-glutamate hydrolase
Source: RefSeq, a predicted model, not a curated record